AUGGCCCACAACAAAGAUCACGUGCUUCAAAAGAGCAUUCAAAAUGCGUGGCUGACCAUCUUGUCCUCGAUAGCCGUGAGGAUCUUCACCUUUGGCAUCAAUGCCUAUGUGCUUCGGCACCAGAGAAGCGAAAUCCUUGGUCUUGGCGUGAGAUUGUUACUGCUUUUCGAUACCUUAUUGUUCCUGAGUCGAGAGGCAUUUCGCAAGGCGUGUCUAACCCGCCCAAAAAACGGACAUUGGCGGGGCAUCAUUAAUCUAACCUGGCUGUCCGUGCCAUUGGGGUGUAUCCUGUCCCUUGUGCUCGGCUACACUUGGAUCUAUGUACUAGAAUUGCCGCAAUGGGCCCUGGUGAACUCGUACGUCAAGUGUGUCUAUCUGACUUGUGCCAGUGUGAUUAUCACACUAUGUUCAGAACCGUUCUUCAUCGUUGGACAAGCUUACAUGCAUAUCAAGUUCCGCAGUGCCGUCGAUCUUUUUUGGGGUUGUGCCACGCCCUUUGUCCAAGGAUUGGUCAUUACAUUUAUUUCGAAAGAUGAGGAUCGUCUAUUGUGGAUUGGAUUGGCCUCGAUCCUGGUGAGCUCCGUGUUCUUAGCAAGUCAUUUGGUGUACUUUUCGUAUGUGAUACAACAAGAUGAUGGAGACGAAAUGCCAUUUCGAUCCAUGAGAGAGUUUCUUCCGGAUGUCUCGCGGUUCAAUGUCGAUCAUUCGCGAUUGACUCUUUCCAGUAGCUUCUUCAAACAAGGUUUCUUCAAACAAUUCCUCACGGAAGGCGAGAAGUACGUGUUCACCUGGUUUAGUUUGAUGACCUUGUCCGAACAGGGUAUUUAUGAUGUCAUUGCCAAUCUUGGAUCGAUCCCGGCCAGACUGUUUUUCGUCAAACUGGAAGAGAGUGCUCAUUUGUACUUCAGUCAGACGGUGAGUCGAAAACUCAAGGCUGAAAUGCCCCAAGAAGAGGCUCCUUCCCGGCAUCUCAAUCUUUUGCUCAAAGGUCUAAUCCUCCUUGGAAUGGUGAUUGUGACCUUUGGCAUGUCGUAUUCGCAUUUGCUCCUUCAUCUCUAUGGAGGUACUUUAUUGAGUGACGGCCUUGGACCCAUUUUACUUCGAAGUCACUGUUUUUAUAUUAUUUUCCUGGCCUUGAACGGAAUCAGCGAAUGCUACGCCUUCAAUGUGAUGAGUGCCGAAUCAGUGUCAACGUAUAACUACUGGAUGGCAGUGAUGUCCGUGAUUUUCUUGAGCUGUGCGUGGGGAUUCGCUAAUAUGUUCGGCCCAGUUGGCUUCAUUCUGGCGAAUAUGUGCAACUUAAGCAUGAGAAUUGUCCAUAACUUCAGAGUGAUACAUCGGCGUCAUGUAGGAACAAAGGUAAAUCCCUUAAAAGACUUGGUUCCUAAAGGGAAGGUGCUCCUAACUCUAUUUGCAUCGGGUGCAAUUUGCCAAAUAUCAGAACAUUUCAUAUACAAGCCAACUGUAAAGGAGUCCGUUAUUCAUUUAACGGUCGGGAUUAUGUUAUUCUUCCUUACACUCUUCGUCAUCGUCAUGUCUGACAAGGAUUGGAGGGCCUUAAUUCAAGCAAAAUUAAUAAAGAAAGAUCAAUAAUCUAAACUGCAUCGGGAUUUGUCAAAUUUUAUUCUAGCCUUGUAUGGCAACACGUGUGAGCUCAAUAAACCACAGAAAAUCAAGGA
This is a messenger RNA of Tigriopus californicus, 1679 nucleotides long. Its product is annotated as protein RFT1 homolog. Gene Ontology annotation, biological process: glycolipid translocation; dolichol-linked oligosaccharide biosynthetic process. Lineage: Eukaryota; Metazoa; Arthropoda; Copepoda; Harpacticoida; Harpacticidae. Bases 1 to 1593 code for a protein of 530 amino acids. The record is from RefSeq and is a predicted model, not a curated record. Gene Ontology annotation, cellular component: endoplasmic reticulum membrane. The transcript has a single exon.